AAAUUUAUCCCAUUUAUGUUAGAAUGAACAAGUUUUUCUUCAUAAUUGGCUAACAUCUACUUGUAACAUUCUUAUAUUUAUUUCCUUCAAUUUAUUUUUAAGAACAAAAUUAUCUAUUUCACCAUAAAUUGAGAAAAUUGGAUUUUUCAUUUACAGAGUAGAGAGGCAACCAAUCCAAUCAAGAAAGAGAAGGCACACAGAUGGGGAGCUCGAGCGCAAUCAUCCCCAAUCCUAAUCUCAACUCUCCCCGCCGCUUUAUGACAACAAGCUCGAUUUCCAGAUUCCCCAUUCAAAGAACUGUUCCACAGUCUCACCAAACAAAGCGCGGGCGGGUCUUCUCCAUCACAAACAGAUUCGGAAGAAUAGUUUGCUCCGCCGUCGAAGAUGCGACGGAGAAACAACCAGCUGCUUCGGGCCGGGGAAGCACCGGCGGGCUUGGCUCCGCGGUUGAAGAUAAGCUUUACACCUCGAAAGGAAAUAAACUUCAAAAUAAAGAGUCAGAUGAUGGGGAAGGAAGCGCUCUCUAUGAUUUUCUUUAUCCCAGCAAAGAGCUUCUGCCAGACGAUAAAGAAAUGACCAUUUUUGAUCAUCUAGAGGAGUUGCGUCAAAGGAUAUUUGUAUCUGUGCUGGCUGUUGGUGCUGCAAUGGUGGGAUGUUUUAGCAUCUCUAAGGAACUUAUAUUGUUCCUUGAAGCUCCUGUUAGUGCACAAGGCGUCCGGUUUUUACAACUAGGCCCGGGCGAGUUUUUCUUCACUACUCUCAAGGUGUCAGGAUACUGUGGCCUCCUCCUAGGAAGCCCUGUCCUUCUCUACGAAAUCAUAGCUUUUGUUCUUCCAGGUUUGACGAAGGCUGAAAGAAGAUUCCUUGCACCCAUUGUGCUGGGAUCAUCUGUGCUUUUCUAUGCUGGGAUUGUUUUCUCCUAUUACGUUCUCACUCCCGCGGCCUUAAACUUCUUUGUAAAUUAUGCUCAAGGGGCAGUGGAAUCAUUUUGGUCCAUUGAUCAAUACUUUGAAUUCGUGCUCGUCCUCAUGUUCAGCACCGGGCUGUCUUUCCAGGUUCCAGUUGUACAACUACUUCUUGGGCAAACCGGUCUAGUUUCAGGCGAUCAAAUGUUGUCUGUUUGGAGGUACGUUGUUGUGGGGGCCGUGGUUGCAGCGGCUGUGCUCACACCAUCCACGGACCCGCUCACCCAAGUUCUUCUCGCGGGCCCACUUUUGGGACUUUACUUGGGUGGAGCGUGGGUGGUGAAGCUCUCUGGGAAAUAGAUGGGAUGUAUCAAAGGAGAAGAAGAAGAAGAAGAAGAACAUGUUUCUAAUCUAUGAGCCAAUUUUUUUGUACACUAAAAAGGUGUCCACGCCGAGUUCUCAUCACUCGUUUUUUUGCACUUCACAAUAUGUGGCGUAGACCAUACUUAUCGUUGUGCGCUUUAGACAAGUUUAGCUGUGAAAUGCUAAUAACGGGAUGGUGUAGACUUCGUGUACACCAAGCAUGAGACAUAGUAUGUAUAUAUAGAUAGCACUGUUUGAUGUAUUCAUGACUUGACUAAAGAUCGAACCCUUAUAAAAAAAAUACUCUUAGAGUGAGAAGGUCGAGUGUGAAUCUUUAGUCCACCAGAGAAGCACUCUAUGUUAUGUAUGGUUGAUUGAUUUGUUAAGAGUUUUUUAUAUAUAAUGUUUUCGAUUAAAUUUAAGAACAGUCC
This is a messenger RNA of Cuscuta campestris, 1699 nucleotides long. NCBI's taxonomy places the organism in Eukaryota, Viridiplantae, Streptophyta, Magnoliopsida, Solanales, Convolvulaceae. The record is from the annotation of a GenBank genome assembly.